Molecule: messenger RNA, 2666 nt
Organism: Phyllostomus hastatus (greater spear-nosed bat)
Lineage: Eukaryota; Metazoa; Chordata; Mammalia; Chiroptera; Phyllostomidae
Gene: ZBTB8B
Product: zinc finger and BTB domain containing 8B
Exons: 4
Coding region: 65-1540 (491 amino acids)
Biological process (GO): regulation of transcription by RNA polymerase II
Molecular function (GO): RNA polymerase II cis-regulatory region sequence-specific DNA binding; protein binding; DNA-binding transcription factor activity, RNA polymerase II-specific
Source: RefSeq, a predicted model, not a curated record
GCUGCUGGGACCCGCUGGAAGGGAUACAGGCUACUCCAGAAUAGCAGCAGCAGCUGGUGGAGAAAUGGAGGUGCAGUCCUAUUAUGCCAAGCUCUUGGGAGAGCUGAAUGAACAGCGAAAGAGGGACUUUUUCUGUGACUGCAGCAUCAUUGUGGAAGGGCGGAUCUUCAAGGCCCACAGGAACAUUUUGUUUGCCAACAGUGGCUACUUCCGAGCCCUACUCAUUCACUAUAUCCAGGACAGCGGGCGGCACAGCACCGCCUCCUUGGACAUUGUCACCUCCGAUGCCUUUUCCAUCAUCUUAGAUUUCCUCUAUUCCGGGAAGUUGGAUUUGUGUGGGGAGAAUGUGAUUGAAGUUAUGUCAGCCGCCAGCUACCUGCAGAUGAAUGACGUGGUGAACUUCUGCAAGACAUACAUCAGGUCAUCCCUGGAUAUCUGCCGGAAGAUGGAGAAGGAGGCUGCCAUGGCUGCAGCGGUGGCAGCGGCGGCAGCGGCGGCUGCAGCAGCAGUUCAUCAGGUUGACAGUGGAAGCUCCAGUUCUAGCAAGGAGGGGACCUCCUGUGAUACCAAGAGCUUGGUCUCCUGUCCCGCUGAGGAAGAAGAGCGUGUGGAUUGUCCAAGAGAGUCCCCUUGCGGGGACUGCAGAGGCUGCCACCCCCUGGAACUGCUGGUGAAAGACAGCCAGGGCAGUGGCUCAGCGGACAGUGACCUCUCCACUCUGCCCAAACAGAUAGAGCCCAAGGUGGAGUUUGAUGCUGACGAAGUGGAGGUGGAGGUUGGUGAGCAGCUACAGCAGUACGCUGCCCCACUGAGCCUGGCCCACAUGGAGGAGGGUUUGCCCAGUGGCCAGGCCGUGGACUUGGCUUACAGUAACUUCCAUGUAAAGCAAUUCCUGGAGGCCCUCCUGCGCAACAGUGCUGUCCAGGGCAAAGAUGAUGUGGACCAUCACUUUUCUCGGAGUCUGGAGGGAAGACCAGAUGGCAUGGGAGGAGCCAUGACUUCCAUGAUGGAUGUCCAGGCCGACUGGUACGGGGAGGACUCAGGUGACGUGCUGGUGGUCCCCAUCAAGCUCCACAAGUGUCCUUUCUGCCCCUACACUGCCAAACAGAAGGGCAUCCUUAAGCGUCACAUCCGCUCACACACGGGCGAGCGGCCCUACCCCUGUGAGACCUGUGGCAAGAGGUUCACUCGACAGGAGCAUCUGCGGAGCCAUGCCCUGAGCGUCCACAGAUCCAACCGUCCAAUCAUCUGCAAGGGCUGCAGAAGAACCUUCACGAGUCACCUGUCACAGGGGCUGAGGCGCUUUGGGCUGUGUGACAGCUGCACCUGCGUUACAGACGCACAUGAAGACGAGGACGAUUUGAUGCCCAUCAACCUUAGCCUGGUGGAGGCUUCCUCCGAGAGCCAAGAAAAGAGCGACACGGACAGUGACUGGCCAAUCUACGUGGAGUCGGGGGAGGAGAACGACCCUGCUGGAGACGAUUCCGACGACAGGCCACAAAUGCGGCCCAACCUAACAGAUCGAGAGACACUCAUGUAGCAGUACCUUGGUGGGAAAGAGAUUUUAGAAUUUGUCGUCGCUCAUUCUGUGGUUGAAAGCCACCAUUUGUCCAAUUUUGUGGAACCCUGAGAGGAACAUCGUUUUCACUGUUAACGUAUUUGCAUUUUUGUUUAACUACAUAGUAGAGGUUCGAUUUUGUGGCUCAAAGGACGAAUGACUUUUUAGUAUGGCGCCCUUGGUUUGCUGAUGGCUUAACUGUCCCGAAUUCCGAGUGAAUUGGGGCUGGCCCUCAGGCUCCCCGCUCCUCCCGUCGUGCACCCGAACUCUGGUUAGGAGAAGGAGAAGAACACCUCCAUGCUUGUUUUUAGAUUGUCUCAGUCUUCUGCAUUCCUUUGUCGUCAUCUUCUGUCCUCUGGAAAGGUGGGCAAGAAAAUAUUUAAGUUUUGAGAUCAGUCUUACCUCUGCCUAACUUUUCCUAUCGAUUUCCAUAUUCUAAUUUUCUGAAGUAUUUCAGAGAAAGCUUUGUUGACAUAAGGCAGGCAGGGCUGCCUAACACACGAUUGUAAAGGGCACUUUCUAAAUCUGAGACUGCAGUUUUCAAAGCCGGGGGUAUGCACGUGCAGGCAAGUGUGGAGACGAGCUAAAAGCCUCGUCGUGGCACUUAGACUCACCCUGUUGAAUUACAUUGUAAGUUAGCCCCGGGAGGAGACCUGGGAGCGCAGGUCUGGAUGGCUUUCCUGCUUAGUUUGGUAUUUGACGAUUCUAUACCCACCAAUAACCUGUUGUGUGCUCAUAAAGCAUAUGGUCUGGGCAAAACUAAAAAUUCUCUCCUGCUUUUUCAAGCCAUUUGCAAAGGCUGUUGCUGUGUAACCUGGAAAUGUAGCUACCACUGACAUUCUUUUACUUAGUUUCUAGAGAGAAUUUUAAUUGGAGGGAAAAUGUAAGCCCAUAUAAACAAGUUAUGUUUGUACAUUUCUUACCUUUUAAAAGAUCCUCUGGAAGGAAAGGGAAGUUUAGUAGAACAGGUUUUUAAAACAAGUUUGCUUUUCACCCACUUAGCAGCUGUACAAUUACUCUCACAAAAGGCUGCAUUUCUUUAAAGGGCUAAAGAGCAGGAAAUGUUACAAUUAAAAAUAUUCAAGGUGUCCUGGCUGGUGUGGCUCAC